GCUCGGUGUACGAGUGUGAGCCAUAGUGACCGCACCUGCUUCCGCCAUCACCUUCUGUACUAUGGCUCGAAAUCGCCGAGCACGUGAGAGAACUCCGGUUGGGGAAGAUGAGCCGAUACCUAGGGGGUUUGCUGAUUCUUUUGGACAGUUCUUUCGGCAGAUUGCCGCAGCACUCCCCGGGUCACGUACUGACUAUACUGUGGAGCGUGCUAAGAGGCACGGGGCUCAGACUUUUGCUUCUGCCGCCUCACCUGUUGAGGCUCAGCGGUGGAUUGACAGGAUGGAGAGAGUUUUCUCCCAAAUGGAUCUUCCAGAGGAUAGGAAAGUGGAUUUGGCAGUACAGUUUCUUGAGGAUACCGCCUGGCAUUGGUGGAUUGAUGUUACGAAUGACCCUGCAAAUGUUGGCCCCAUGACAUGGGAUAUGUUCAAGACCCAUUUCUAUGGACGGUACUUUAGUGAUGCCCACCUUAAUCGGAUGCAAGACCAGUUCUUGAGCUUAGUGAAGAGAGAUGAUCAGUCAGUGUUGGAGUUUGAGCAGGAGUUUCUCUCCUUAGCCCACCAUGUGCCGGAUUUGGUUCGCACCGAGCAAAGCAAGAUUCGUAGAUUUGUUUUGGGACUUGGAGGCAAGUUUAAGGACAAGAUGUUAGGCACACCGUAUCGGAGCUUUGCUGAGGCAGUAUCUUAUGCCAUGGACAUUGAGUCAGACUCACCUGCUGGAUUUCACCCUAGGGAUCCUGGUGGCCCUAGCCAGGGUCCAUCUAAGAGGGCUACUUCCACAUCUGGUUCUGGUUCUUCAGUUGGUAGUGGAAAGAGCAGUGGUUCCAGUUCGAGAACCCGUACUAGAUUCAGGGCACGUGACAGGAGAUUCUCUCGGGGUCAGUCUAGUAGACGACAGUUUGGACAGUUUGAGAGGUCCAGGAGUUAUCAUGGUGGUUCGAGUGGGGCUUCUGCUAGCCAGCCAGCCCAGUAUGGGCAGUAUCAGACAGCUGGAUGUUUUAUUUGUGGUCAGCAGGAUCACUUCAGGAGGGACUGUCCCCUUGCGACUCAGGGAGCUAGAUCUACCCCACUCAGACUGUUGGUCAGUCCUCUGCUGGUGGUUCUACUAGCAGCGCCCGCACUAGCUCGGUAG
Molecule: messenger RNA, 1129 nt
Organism: Rosa chinensis
Lineage: Eukaryota; Viridiplantae; Streptophyta; Magnoliopsida; Rosales; Rosaceae
Exons: 2
Coding region: 62-1129 (355 amino acids)
Molecular function (GO): zinc ion binding; nucleic acid binding
Source: RefSeq, a predicted model, not a curated record